UCCAAGCCAGGUUUGACCUGGGACAGCCCCAUUUCCACCGUGGCACCAAUCCUGGUUAUACCCGGAUCGGCGCUGUUCACAUGGCACACGGGUGCAGUGCCGGUGCUUGGAGAUGACGACCAGGGUUACCAGUUCACACUGCAGCUCACACGGGUAAAACCCUGCUAGGUACCAAGGAAGGAUUCCCGAGUGACUGGACCGGGUUGGACCCUUUUCCACUGACCAAAAUCCCAGGUUGCUGUGCAGUAUCACAGGACACUUCACGUAUGAGGCACCACCAGAGGGCCGCCCAAAGAGGGAUGUCUGGUUCUUGGGAAUGGGCCCUAAGGAGAGCAAACAUCUCUCCCCCGCCAGAGACACUAUAAGAUCAGGGUCCCAAAUCAACGUCUCCACCCCUGGAAGCCGCACCCACCCAAUCCCGCUGCAGUCGGCCAGCGCAAGACCCGCUGAGCCCAUCCCCGUGUGGCCGGAGAACAGCGCCCGCUGGCAGAGGCCGUACGACGUGUACAUCUGCCACAGCAAGGAAGAAGCAGAUACCGCCUAUGCUAUAGAGAUGCUUUCGUACCUGGAGAAGCAACCAGAGAAGCUGCGAUGCUUCCUGCCUCUGCGGGACAUGGAAGUCGGCAGCCCCGUGUCGACGGAGAUGUGCCGGGGGGCAGAGAGCAGCCACUGCUGGGUGAUGCUGCUGACACCGCACUUCCUCACGGACAGCUGGUGUAAAUACCAGAUGCACCAGUUCCUGACGCAGGAUCCGUGCGCAGACGGGCGCCUCAUCCCAGUCGUCAUGGGCUUGCCGUUUUCACAGUACCCGUCGGAGAUGAGACACAUGUACGCCUUUAAAGGCACGCUCAGUGACCAGAGUGUGUUCGGUCAAAUUAAGAGAGCCAUACUGACAUAUCUGAAGAAGCUACUGACUGUUACAGCUGACCAAGUUCCUUCAGUGACAGCUAGUAGCAACAACUCAGAAAGAAGCGAAGGAAGCAGCCCAAUGAGGAGCUCUGGGACACAAGAGUCUACCAGUGACAUAUCGAUGAGGAGCUCUUCAACACAAGAGUCUACCAGUGACCUGGCCAUGAGAACCUCUGGGGCACAGGAGUCCACCACUGACCUGGCCCAGAGAAUUUCUGGGGCACAGGAGUCCACCGUUGACCUGGCCAUGAGAACCUCUGGGACACAGGAGUCCACCAGUGACAUAUCUAUGAGGAGCUCUACAACACAGGAAUCCACCACUGACCUGGCCACGAGAACCUCUGGGACACAGGAGUCCACCAGUGACAUAUCUAUGAGGAGCUCUACAACACAAGACUCCACCACUGACCUGGCCAUGAGAACCUCUGGGGCACAGGAGUCCACCGGUGACGUGGCUAUGAGGGGCUCUACAACACAGGAAUCCACCACUGACCUGGCCCAGAGAAAUUCUGGGGAACAGGAGUCCACCGUUGACCUGACCAGGAGAACCUCUGAAUCACAGCAGUCCACCAGUGACUUGUCCGUGGUUAGCUGUGGGACACAAGAGUCCAUCAGUAACAUGUCUGUGAGGAUCUCUACAACACCGGAGUCCAUGAGUGAUAUCUCGCAUGGUGCAGAGUUCCUCACCAGCUUCUCCAAAAAGGUGUCCUUGAACUCUGUAACACACAGCUCCAUCAUCAACCAGUCACUGAGUGACUAUGGGACACGUGAGUUCAGCACUAACAUGAACUGCAUGAAAAAUACAAAAAUAUGUGAAAAACGAGAUUCCAAGGUUACAGCUAAUGUACAAGAGAGACCCUGCAACACAGAGGUGUCCACUGCUUCACUGCAGGACAGAAACACUGACUUUCCACCAUCACUGACCUCCGGGAGUAAUAAAGAAUUAUGUCCAGGCUGCAGUGGGGUGCAAGGAGAGAGCAAGGACUCUUGUAGCAUCGGGAGUGGUAGAGACACCAGUUGCAGUAGGAUGAUGUCAGUGACCAGGGACCACCAUGCACACUGGAGUGAUAUGUACACUAGUUGCACAGGUGUGCAAGCAGCAAGCCAGGACAUUUGUCAUUCUUAUAUUGAUUUAUACACAAGUUGUAGUAACAUGCAAGCAGUGAGUAAGGACACAUCGCGCAGCAGUGACUUAAAUCCGCACAGGAAUGAGAUGGUCAAUGACGCAGGGGAUAACUCAGUGUUACUUCCAGACCAGUGUUCCUAACCGCUGAAUGCAAUGCCCGCUGCGUGUAACUAACAAGGCCUGGUCAUAAGCCGCAAACUAGGGCAAGUCACAAAGUAACGGGGCUGGCUCCAGUGUUCUGGUGCAGAUACUUGUGCACAGGAAACAAGUGUUGGCUUUUAUUUGACUUCCCUGCACUAGAUAUAUAGUAGAAGUAGAUGGGUUGUCGUGGGUUACAGUAACAUUUUUCCUGUGCACCAGUUUCCAGAAACCGACAUGCUGACCAUCUCCUUCGCUAUGUGUAGGAGAGGGAUCUACUACCAAUAAGUGUUAAACUUUAUAAUAGCUGGCGCUUACUGUGCUACAGGCUGAGGCUUUAUACAUUAGGCCCUGUCUGUAAAAAUGUCCAUAUUUUUCAGUAUUGACGAAACGUUUUCUGCCUCUUGGGUGCAGUUCCAACCAUCUGUCCCUACUUUCUCAGCUGUGCAAGUUGAUAGCUAUUGCCACAGGUUAUUGAAAUGUCAACCACAUGUUAUAAUCAAAUAGCUGAACCUUGCCGUGAUAUUUAUUUACCGAGACCGUGUCACGCAGCGCACCGCUCGGAGCCCCAACCAGCCCUAAACUAGUUUUAUACCUCAGCAACUUUGGAGAAAGCAAAUCUAGUAAUAAAGAAUUAUUUGGGCGUUUCCUUUUUGUAA
Pseudophryne corroboree (corroboree frog) is the source of this 2832-nucleotide messenger RNA. RefSeq names its product TIR domain containing adaptor protein (gene TIRAP). Gene Ontology annotation, biological process: toll-like receptor 4 signaling pathway; positive regulation of tumor necrosis factor production; canonical NF-kappaB signal transduction. The record is from RefSeq and is a predicted model, not a curated record. Gene Ontology annotation, molecular function: Toll-like receptor 2 binding; Toll-like receptor 4 binding. Gene Ontology annotation, cellular component: plasma membrane; cytoplasm. The transcript is spliced from 4 exons. The coding region runs from base 317 to 2176 and encodes 619 amino acids. NCBI's taxonomy places the organism in Eukaryota, Metazoa, Chordata, Amphibia, Anura, Myobatrachidae.